Messenger RNA from Trichoplusia ni (cabbage looper), 2665 nucleotides. RefSeq names its product dual specificity tyrosine-phosphorylation-regulated kinase 2-like (gene Dyrk2). Bases 241 to 1653 code for a protein of 470 amino acids. The transcript is spliced from 9 exons. Gene Ontology annotation, cellular component: nucleus. Lineage: Eukaryota; Metazoa; Arthropoda; Insecta; Lepidoptera; Noctuidae. The record is from RefSeq and is a predicted model, not a curated record. Gene Ontology annotation, biological process: peptidyl-threonine phosphorylation; peptidyl-serine phosphorylation. Gene Ontology annotation, molecular function: protein serine/threonine kinase activity; ATP binding; protein serine/threonine/tyrosine kinase activity.
AUACUCUAUACAUAACAAGAACACGUUUUUAACUUAGAAUUCAAAUAAAAAUCCAUUCCGGCUGAAUGAACUAGAUUUUAUCGACACAAGCCAUCACUACGCCACCCAGUCCUCUCCCCAACCACGAUGGGCGCAUACAGCCAGCCGCGCUGCGGCUAAAAAUAGUAAUAAAAAAUACUACAAUCACAAUACAAGAUUUGUAAGAACAUUAGUGACGUGUAAUGAGUGUUGUGCUUUAAAAUGGGCGUGGAUAGCUUGCCGCAGAGGCCGAAUCUGCAAAUCGAGGCAGGAGCCGGCGAGGGUCCUGGUCCUCCAGUCAACAACAACUCGGAGGGCGCGGUGGCCAGCCCUCCGAGAGACGACAACCACAACGCACAGCCGCAGCCUCCCGUCACUCCCAGAGCCAGACCUCUCACGCCAGCUGAAGCUUUGAAGCUAUACGGCGAACGGCUAUCGGAGUGGGAGAGGAACGAGGUUCGGAAGUACCCGGAGGUGUGGUUCCUGGGCCUGGAGUCCAACAAGGUGCAGGCGAGGGCCAACCUGCCCAACAACUGCGGGUUCGAUGACGAGAACGGGAGUUACAACAAGCAAAUCCACGACCACAUAGCCUACCGAUACGAGAUCCUCGAGGUCAUUGGGAAGGGAUCCUUUGGCCAGGUGAUCAGAGCCCUGGACCACCGCACCGGGAGCCAGGUGGCCAUCAAGAUCAUCCGCAACAAGAAGCGCUUCCAUCACCAGGCGCUGGUGGAGGUCAGGGUCCUCGACCAUCUCAGGCUGAAGGAUAAAGACCAAGCGCACAAUGUCAUACACAUGCUGGACUAUUUCUAUUUUAGAAAUCAUCUGUGCAUCAGUUUUGAGCUUAUGAGCAUCAACUUGUACGAGCUGAUCAAGAAGAACAACUACCAAGGGUUCAGCCUGAGCCUCAUCAGGCGGUUCGCGAGCUCGCUGCUCAGGUGCCUCAGGCUGCUCGAGGGAGAGAACAUCAUACAUUGUGAUCUGAAGCCGGAGAACAUCUUGCUGAAAGCGCGAGGCAGUUCAUCCAUCAAGGUGAUAGACUUCGGCAGCUCGUGCUACACGCACGCGCGGGUGUACACCUACAUCCAGUCGCGCUUCUACCGCAGCCCGGAGGUCAUCCUCGGCCUGCAGUACGGGACCCCCAUCGAUAUGUGGAGCAUGGGUUGCAUCCUAGCGGAACUCCACACGGGCUACCCUCUGUUCCCGGGCGAGAACGAGUCGGAACAACUCGCUUGCAUCAUGGAGCUGCUCGGGCCGCCGCCACCUGACCUGCUACUCCAUGCCACCAGGAAGAGGCUGUUCUUUGACUCGAAGGGCUCCCCCCGCAGCAUCACGAACUCCAAGGGCCGCAAGCGGCGGCCCGGCACGCGCACGCUCGCCACCAUCGUGCGCUCCGACGACCCCGCCUUCCUGCACUUCCUGCACCGCUGUCUCGAAUGGGACCCAAAGCGACGGAUCACCCCUACGGAGGCAUCUCGCCACGAGUUCGUGACGGGCUGCCCGCUGGGCUCGGCGCUGGGCUCGGCGCCGGGCGGCAUGCUGGCGCUGCCCCGGCUGGCGCCGCCGCGGCCCUCACGCGGGGCCCUGCUGCACUCGCAGUCCGCCGGCGACGUGGCCGCCAUGCUGGGCCGCGCGUGACCUCGCGACCCCUGAGCCAGGACUGGCUUGCGGUAGACAGCUUCUUCUGUAGUGUAGACACUCCGGUGUGGCCUCAAUGUUUAUUAUCACUUUAUAUUCGAUCUCUUUUUUACUGACUUCUGAAUUCGGUUGUUUCUUUUUUUGGUUUCGUUCGUAUAUAGGAAAACAAAACGUGUUUAAGUACAUUUCGUUGUUUGUUAAUAGAUUUUCCUAUGAAUAUGCUGACCUACAUAGAUGUAAGGUUUACGUACAAUAGUUUUAUUAUAUCAUAGUCGUCAUACCGCAUAGGAUCAGCCGUUAAUGUCUUAAGUGAGAAAAAACUACAUUUUAGUCCAUGUUUAGUGUUGUUACAUAAAGUAGACACCUCAAAACCAUCUCUAAAGUUUUUGAAACAUAAACAAAAUUUAAAAUCAUUUCCAAAGUGUAAUAACGGUGUUAUCCAAAGAGUAUAUCAUCACCGUUACCUAACCAACAUGACGUGGCUCGAUUUUAAUUACCCGCACACGAAAGAAAGUCUUCAUUUAAAGAGAUGUACCAACAAAACCUUGACCAUUCACACAGAAAACGCAAUGUAUAACGUACCGAAUUGAUUGACACUUACUGCCGAAUUAACUCUUGCUUUAUAAUUAACAGCCUUGGAAAUAUCAACUUUGAACACAAUCGGAUCGUUUCCUGAUAAAAGUGACGAAAUUAAUACGUACUCCAAGGAAAAGGUCUUGAGUCCAUUGAAAGUAUUUCAUUCUCUAUGAAGCUUUAAUUGGCCUCCUAUUGUACCGAAAACACGCAGUCUUCUACUAGAAAAACAAAUGAAAAUUAAUUGUACUCCCAUGUGUAUCCAAUUUCUACUAUAAACUCAAUAGACUUUCGUUGUCAGACCGUAAGUCAAAUCAUGAUGCUUUAAUAUGUUACGCUGAUAUCGACGUGAUAAAGAGAUGACAACAGUUCAUAUCUAUCACUAGCGGUUGCCCGCGACUUCGUCCGCGUGGUUAGAAGAUAUAAGUUGUGAUUUAUA